Messenger RNA from Puccinia graminis f. sp. tritici CRL 75-36-700-3, 1735 nucleotides. RefSeq lists its product as uncharacterized. The transcript is spliced from 5 exons. The coding region runs from base 54 to 1388 and encodes 444 amino acids. The record is from RefSeq and is a predicted model, not a curated record. Lineage: Eukaryota; Fungi; Basidiomycota; Pucciniomycetes; Pucciniales; Pucciniaceae.
UGGCUGGUCGGUGACGGUCCUACAUUUGCUGACCAUAACCAACUCCACCGACGAUGAGACCGACAAGCACAAUCCACUACCUCCGACCACCCAAACCAGCACCCAUCCGAUCGCCCUUCACCCGACCAACAACCUACACACCACCGACCUUGGGCUCGAUCAACCGGAAGACAAAGAAACAAACCGACUUCAACCAUCUCGUCCAUCAUGCCAUCCCUGCUGCUGCCAAAGGCACCUCCUCUCGUCCUGCUCCUGGAAUUCGAAAGGAGUUCUACUUUGUUCACUUCAAGGAUCGCGUCAAAUUCUGGAACUUGACCGCUGGCGAUCGGGUCAUCAUCGCUGAUUGCAUUAAAAAAUUUAGAGGAUUGGUCGGGACGGUUUUUUGGGUCGAUAGAACUUCAAAUCGGCUCAGUUUGCUCGAACCAGAAUUCUGGAAAGAAGAAAAAGAAGUUGGUCACCCCGAGCUGCCGGAAUUUGUUCGGAACGUGCCGAUCGAAUUUGAAUACAGUACAGUCAGGUUGAUGGCACCGGGAUCAAAUGAAAUGUACUAUGAAGAUUUGCGAGAAGUGGAUCAUGAAGCAGUGAUCAUACCGAACGGAGGCAAGCGGAGGGAGCUCCAUUGGACACGGAUUGGCACCCGAUAUUCGAUUUACAAGCCCGGCAAACAAAGCGAAGGAGAAGAGAUCAUCCCCUGGCCGGUUCAACCGGAUUGGUCGGUCAACAUUCAAGAUGCAAAUAAACGAUUGGAACUAAGAGACAGACACCUCAAGCAAAUGCAGGAGCAGUGGGCACUCGAAACACGGAGGAGGAACGGAGAGAUCAUCGAUGUUCGGACUUCACCGACCUCCCAUGUCCACUCCAGAGAGACGCGGAAAGAUCUCUUUGCAUCACCAAUGGACACCUGGUCGAAUACGCUUGAUCCCAGUCAAUAUGAAGACAUGGCCCUAUGGAUGUCUACCUCACCGAGGACGCAGAAGAGUUUAUCAAAAUCCAUCAAUCUGAAUGCGCUUCCCGAGCUGUCAGUGCCCGAUUGGGAGCUAACAGCGGGCCAACACACCCGGCGGUUCAAGACAACAAAUUGGGAGAACAAGUUGGCGGAGAAGAUCGAGGCGCAAAACGAUGCUGAGUCCCGUCGACUCGCUCGACAUCUCAAGCUGCCCAUCGAGCGGAUCAGACGGCUCUUGGAGAUCGCUAGCUAUCGCCCUUCAAUGGUCGAAGCCCCUAGUCGAUCGGCUCCCUCUAACGAUCAGAUUCGUAAGGCCAAGCUCGAAGUCAAUCGUCUCCGAACUCAAGUCCAUAACCGCGAACGGCUGGCCACUCUCGACCUUUUACCUGCCUUGGAAUCCUUCAAUAGCUCCCUGGCUCAGUCUAAAUCAUCAUCCAUCUAAGUUGUCUUCUCUCCUCGACAACUUCCGGAACAGGAAAGAAACCAAAAGAAAUGUUGACUGCUUAAUUGUCGGUUCAUUGUGCAUGUGCAUCGAUUAAAAUUAGGAUUUGGGAUCUCCUCCCAUGACUUCUUCCAAUCUAUGUAUAAACUCAUAAGCCAUAGAAGACUAUCAAUUUUCCUCAUAUCCUUGACAAUUUAGUCCUCUACUCACUCAAAAUUUGUAUUUUCAUUUGCCUGACAUACUGAUGUGAGGUAUUUUAAGUAAUUCAGCAAAGAAAAAAAACAUGUGAUGCAUAUAGAAGAUGUUAAUCCAUACCUACUGUAUGUUUACAUCUUCCAGAAACAAGG